Molecule: messenger RNA, 958 nt
Organism: Suricata suricatta (meerkat)
Lineage: Eukaryota; Metazoa; Chordata; Mammalia; Carnivora; Herpestidae
Product: MICOS complex subunit MIC19-like
Exons: 4
Biological process (GO): inner mitochondrial membrane organization
Cellular component (GO): mitochondrion; MICOS complex
Source: RefSeq, a predicted model, not a curated record
AUGCCACUAGGGGGCAGGAGCACCAAGGCUAACGAAAAGGUCCUGGGAGAAGGCCGCGGAAGCCGGCAGGUAACACAGGCUGUGGCCGUCAGACAGGGUUUGCGCUGGUGCAGGGACCGUCAAGUUCCCAAGCCCAAGCUCUUCCUAUCAGAUGAAUAUACUUUAACACAAAGGAAUGGAGAGCUACGGGUGGAGUUUUGGCAAGUGGAGAGAGAGAAGCUCUUGGCUCUUUCAAAUCACACCAUGACAGAACCCGCUUUGCCUUUAACGGGGAUGAGGCUCUGGAUCUGCUGUGGGGACCCGGUGAAUGUCUGUGAGAAGCAGAAUCACAAGAUGCAUGCCCAGCUCUCUGCUUGGAUCCACUGCACUGGCGAAGUCUUUUCUGACGAAGAAUUGAAAAGAAGAGUGGCUGAGGAGCUGGCAUUGGAGCAAGCCAAGACAGAGUCUGAAAAUCAGAAACGACUCAAGCAGAGCAAAGAAAUGGACCGAGAGAGGGUGCUUGCCAAUGAGCAGUUAACCAGAGCUAUUCUUUGAGAAAGGAUAUCAAGUGAGGAAGAACGAGCCAAGGCAAAGCACCUGGCUAAGCAGCUGGAAGAGAAAGAUCGAGUGAUAAGGAAGCGGGAUGCAUUCUACAAAGAGCAGCUGGCUAGACUGCAGGAGAGGAGCUCAGAAUUCUGCAAAGUCACCACUGAACAAUAUCAGAAAGCAGUUGAGGAGGUGGAAGCAAAGUUCAAGCGGUGUGAGUUUCAUCCUGUCUGUUCUGAUCUGCAAGCCAAAAUUCUUCAGUGUUACCGCCAGAACACCCAGCAGACCCUCAGCUGCUCUGAUCUGGCCAACCAGUACAUGUGUUGUGUCAACCAGGCCAAACAGAGCACGCUCGAGAAGGGAGGAUAAAGUCAACUUUUAGAACAAGCAAAACUCGUCAUCAUUAAUUCCAGAGGCGGAACAUUUUUUUUUC